Lepisosteus oculatus (spotted gar) is the source of this 1131-nucleotide messenger RNA. The record is from RefSeq and is a predicted model, not a curated record. Lineage: Eukaryota; Metazoa; Chordata; Actinopteri; Semionotiformes; Lepisosteidae.
GGAAGAGGGGGGCCCGGAUGGGAGCUGUCUGUUGCCAUGGCGCCGAGCUCCGCACCAAGGCCUGUUCCAGCGGGAUCGCUCCGUCUAAAUGACAUACAAUCCUCCAAGCUGGAUAAGAUGCACAGAACCACCCGGAUCAAAAUCACAGAGCUGAACCCUCACCUCAUGUGUGCCCUCUGCGGCGGCUACUUCAUUGAUGCCACAACCAUCGUGGAGUGUCUGCAUUCCUUCUGCAAAACGUGCAUUGUGGGAUACCUGGAGACCAACAAAUACUGCCCCAUGUGUGAUGUACAGGUGCACAAAACCAGGCCCCUCCUGAGCAUCAGGUCUGAUAAAACCCUGCAGGAUAUUGUAUACAAGCUGGUCCCUGGACUCUUCAAAGAUGAGAUGAAGAGGAGGCGGGACUUCUAUGCAGCAAACCCAACAGCAGACACGGCCAACGGCUCCAAUGAAGACCGGGGGGAGGUGCAGGAGGAGGAGAAGAGGAUCAUUGCGGAUGACGAGAUCAUCAGCCUGUCGAUCGAGUUCCACGAGGGCACCAGAAACGAAAAGAAACUCCAUGAGUCCAGAGAGUCAGACAAAGAAAAGGGUAACAACAAGCGCUUCUUGCGCUGUCCAGCAGCCAUGACAGUCAUGCACUUGGCCAAGUUCCUGCGCAGCAAGAUGGACAUUCCCAGCAACUACCGGAUUGAGGUGCUGUAUGAAGACGAGCCCUUAAAAGACUAUUACACACUCAUGGACAUUGCCUACAUUUACACAUGGAGACGGAGCACACUGCAGGUUCGUCCAGCUGCGGUGCUCCUCUUGGACUCAGGAGGUGUCGGGAACAAACCAGUCAGCCAGAAGGUAAUGGAUUCCCUGGGGUCGUCUGAGGAAAGACUGGCCCGGGGCUGGUGUGGGGGUCUCCACUCAGGCUGGGAGCUGAAGGACUCUGCUGGGCUCAACCCAGGCAGCCUCGACCUGGCCGUCCUCCUUGUUCUGCUCCCACGGACUGCUGCAGAUGGGGUCCUGCGCUGCGUCUCUUGGACUUUUGACCUUUAUCUGGGGGGAGGGAAGGGUGUGACUCCAGAGGGGGGUGGAAGGUUAAUGCCCAUUCACAACACCACCCAGAACCUGAGCUGGGAGGGCUGA